Seriola aureovittata is the source of this 3455-nucleotide messenger RNA. RefSeq names its product peroxisome proliferator-activated receptor delta b (gene ppardb). Gene Ontology annotation, biological process: negative regulation of inflammatory response; negative regulation of transcription by RNA polymerase II; positive regulation of transcription by RNA polymerase II. Bases 528 to 2063 code for a protein of 511 amino acids. Gene Ontology annotation, molecular function: nuclear receptor activity; zinc ion binding; RNA polymerase II cis-regulatory region sequence-specific DNA binding. Lineage: Eukaryota; Metazoa; Chordata; Actinopteri; Carangiformes; Carangidae. The transcript is spliced from 8 exons. The record is from RefSeq and is a predicted model, not a curated record. Gene Ontology annotation, cellular component: nucleus.
GUUGUGGUCGGGGGGGGGGGCGCUGUGUCCUGGCAUGUGACGAGGAGGAGGAGAGGGGGCAGUGGAGCAAAGCAAAGCAAAGCAAAGCACAGCAAAGUAAAGCUAGCAGCAAGGAUAGAGUCGGGGAGGGAUUAUCAGUUAACUAUGCUUAUCUGCAUGUGAUAUGGUGGCCGACAAAAAGUGACCACACUGUCUUUCUGCUCUCUGGCGCUCAGCGAUGUGUCAGCUCGGCCGCUACAUGAAGGCCUGAAUCGGUCUAAGUUUAUGUUAGCAGUCUGGUGUUAGCUCCUGCCGCUAGCUCACUCCUGCUGCUGCUGCUGCUGCUGGUGACUUCACUCAACUUGUCAACAGCCGAUCCGAUCGAUCCUGGACGGGACUCGGGACUGUUUUCGCUGCUUACUCGUUGUAGCCCGUUGGCAGUUUUCUGUAACGUAAAAAUCUUCUGAACCAGCAGCACUAUCGGGAGAGUGGAGCUAUGAUGGCAACGUGACAGGAGGGGCACCGCUGAGUCAGCUUCAACAGGAACCAUGGAAGGGUUUCAGCAAACUGCUACAAAGAAGCACGACGGGGUGAACGGCUACUGUGAGCCCAAAUCCCCCCAGGACACCGCUGAUGUCAGGUGGACGUCACCGGAGGGAGAGUCCGGGGGUUCGGACAGCUGUGGGGGGACGAGUGUGUCAGAGCUGACAGACCUGCAAGAGUUGAAGGCUAGGGAAAGUGAAGAUGAGGAGGACAGGGACGAGAAGGAGGUGUUGCCUGUCUCUAAAGGCCUGAAAGGGGACCAGAAGAAGAAGAGAGAGAAAGAGGGUCUGGAUAAGGAGGAGAACAAUCACAGUAAGCAAAACAGCAGUGCAGCGUCCAGCUACACAGACCUGUCCCAUACCUCGUCGCCUUCGUUGUCAGAGCAGCUGCGUCUUGGCCGCGAAGACAGUGCAGGGUCUGGGAUCAGCGUGGAGUGUAAGGUCUGCGGGGACAAGGCCUCGGGCUUCCACUAUGGCGUGCAUGCCUGUGAAGGUUGCAAGGGCUUUUUCCGGCGAACCGUGCGCAUGAAACUGGAAUAUGAGCGCUGCGAGCGUUCCUGCAAGAUUCAGAAGAAGAAUCGUAACAAGUGCCAAUACUGUCGCUUCCAGAAGUGCCUGUCUUUGGGAAUGUCCCAUGAUGCGAUCCGAUAUGGACGUAUGCCUGAGGCGGAGAGGAAGAAGCUGGUGGCAGGCCUCCUUGCAGAGGAGCUGAACCUUGGCAAACCAGGAGGCUCUGACCUGAAGACCUUGGCCAAACAAGUGAACACAGCCUACCUGAAGAACCUCAGUAUGACCAAGAAGAGGGCCCGCAGCAUCCUGUCGGGCAAAACCAGCAGCACCUCGCCAUUUGUGAUCUACGAUGUAGACACACUCUGGAAAGCAGAAAGUGGUUUGGUGUGGAGCCAGUUACUUCCAGGUGCGCCCCUGACCAAGGAGAUCGGGGUCCAUGUGUUCUACCGCUGCCAGUGCACUACGGUGGAGACCGUGCGAGAGCUCACCGAGUUUGCCAAGUGCAUUCCAGGGUUUGUAGACCUCUUCCUUAAUGACCAGGUUACUUUGCUGAAAUAUGGUGUGCACGAGGCUAUUUUUGCCAUGCUGCCAUCUCUCAUGAACAAAGAUGGACUCUUGGUGGCCAAUGGGAAAGGCUUUGUUACUAGGGAGUUCCUGCGCAGUUUAAGAAAGCCCUUCAGUGAGAUCAUGGAGCCCAAGUUUGAGUUUGCUGUCAAGUUUAAUGCUCUGGAGCUGGAUGACAGCGACCUGGCCCUGUUUGUUGCUGCCAUAAUUCUCUGUGGAGAUCGUCCCGGGCUAAUGAACGUGAAGCAGGUGGAGCAGAGUCAGGACAACAUCCUCCAGGCCCUGGACCUCCACCUCCAAGCAAACCACUCUGACUCUGUCUACCUCUUCCCAAAGCUGCUGCAGAAGAUGGCCGACCUCCGUCAGCUGGUUACUGAGAACGCUCAGCUUGUCCAAAAGAUUAAAAAGACUGAGUCUGAGACCUCGCUCCACCCUCUACUACAGGAGAUCUACAAAGACAUGUAUUAGUGUUCUUCAGCACAGACUGCUCUUAGCAAUACUGUUACAGACUUAAUUUACGUUUAUUAUAAUACACUGCAUUCAGUACAAGCACUGUUCCACGUUUGGGCAUGGAUUUUAACAUGUGCAGAUGAGGCAGAGUCAAGUGGUAGGGCUAACACAAUCAGCAAAGUCUUCACAAUGUCAGCAUUACCUUCAGCACAGUAAUUGUGUGUGUGUGUGUGCGCGCGCGUGUGUGUGUGUGUGUGUGUGUGUGUGUGUGUGUGUGUGUGUGUGUGUGUGUGUGUGUGUGUGUGUGUGUGUGUGUGUGUGUGUGUGUGUGUGUGUGAGAGAGAGAGAGAGAGAAAGAGAUGAGCAUCUGGAAUCAUUUGCUGCAAGUCCUAGUUUCCCACAACGGUCACUUAACAGAGAGAAUGAUAUGUUUUCUCACCAAGGCUGCUCCUAUUUCAUCCUAAUAGCAAAGCUGACCCCAGAGCAGCAUCUAGAGAGAGCUUCUCCUCACUCACCUCGCCUGUGUCUUGCUGUAAAGGGAAAGCAUUUCAUGUUCUCACACCAAUGGCAUAGUUGAGUUGAGCUGUCAGUUUGUACUUUGCAAGAGUUUCUUAUGAUGCCAAUGUCUUUGGUAGAGUGAUUGUUCUCGGACUUUGGGUGAAGCUGAAGAUGCACAAAUUGGGUUUUGUUUACAUCUUUAUAAUCAUCAUCAUCAUCAUCAUCAUAAUCAUCAUCAAUGACCGCUUUCUUUGCCAUUUGGUUUAUAGAACACAAACUGGGCUGGCUCCAGCAGUGUAGAGCUCUCUCAAUGCAGCUGUCUGUGCAAUACCAUUUCCAUUUUGCAAUAAAUGUGGAGAUCCAAGUUAUUUAGGUCCUGUCUUAAAGCCAUCUACCCAAGUGGUAACUAAUGGACUAUGCUGCAUAGAUUAAGUUUCUGAAGCUGACACUAUUAACGCAUGACCCAUUGAAGUACAAGGGACAGCAUGUUUUUUCUUUUUUUUUUAAUCUGCAAAUUAUUAUGAACUUGCCAUUUUAAGGUUUUUCUUAGUUUUUUCUUUGUAAUUAUGUUACUAAUUAUUUGUAAUUGUUGAUCAUACUUGUAAGGGCAAAACAUGAAUUACUAUCUUGUUUUAUGUAUUACGUAUAUGUUUUCUUUCAUAUUACAUGCCUGCCUAUUUAGUUUAGAUUGUACCAAAUAUAUCAUUGAGCAUACCAACAAAUUUUUCCUUAAUGAGGAACUUGGAUUGAACGCCUUAGAAGGAUCUACCUUAAACCAGCAUACUGUACCAUGAUAUCAUAUUGGCAAAAUUGAUUGAAAAUUGAUGAUUAGAAAGCAAUCAACAUCCAGCAUCUGGUAUGAUAAAUUGUUUCUGUAUUCACCCUAGAUAUAACCACAGCCCUAGAUUACUA